AUGAUAAGUGUCCUGACGUGGUGGAUGGUGGCGGUGGCCCGAGGAGCCCUACUUCCACCCCCCAAUUACAGUGUGUAUCAAAUGCCGGACACGAACUUCGAUUGCAGGGACAAAAUCGUCGGUGGAUACUAUGCAGAUAAUCAGGCCCAUUGCCAGAUGUUCCACGUCUGUGUUCGCGUUGGAGAACAUGAGGUCCGAGAUUUCCGAUUUCUGUGUCCGAACGACACAAUCUUCGACAAGGAUAACUUCAUAUGUGCCAAUUGGUGGGAAGUGGAAUGCGUGUCGGGGAAGGAAGGACCUCAUAAGCCGAGCACGGGGGUGAAGACGCCUCCACCCCCAACUCCCGAUGACGAAUACGACUACUACUAUUACGAGGACACUCCCUACGGGGAUUACCAACAGGAUGCACUGGUGUCCGGGUAUCCGUCGACCACCCCGCGGUCCACCUACCGAAGCAGCACCCCAGGGACACCCUCUACCAGUUCCAUCAACUAUCACAGUAGUUCCCUGGCACCGCGGUACCACAGUAGCACGCUGGGGCCCAGGUACCACAGUACAUCGACACCAUCCCCGACGAGCACCACGACGACCCCGAGACCGAAAUACAUCUCGUCGCCGACUCCUUCAGUCCGGUACUUCGUUUCCACGGAGCUGAGUGUGUCUCAGGGCGACCGAGAGAAGGCGAUCACGACGACGACUAAAGAAACCCCGAAGCACUCGGUGUCCACGGAGCUGAGCGUGUCGAAGAGCGAAGAUCCCGGACGCCAAACCUCAUAUCACCCGUAUUAUCCUAGUGAAUACUUCCAGGGCGGACAGCAGAUCUUUGGACAAAGGACGCGGUUGCGACAGACCACGCCGUCGUAUUUCUCGAGACGAGAAACGACUGCCAACAGGGAAAGAACGCGAGUGUCCUAUGAAGUGAAUGUUGGGGAGAACGUAGACAAGAAAGGCAGCGAACAGGCGUUCCUGGAUCAUCAACAGAGUAGCUCACGGGUGACGUACAGUCGUUCGCACGAGCAAGAUCGCAGCGGUUCGCCGGCGACCUUGAGUCGAUCGGCCGAUCAAGGUCAAAGCAGUUCGAGUGUCGUGUUCAAGGUCGGUCGCGAAGACACGGAUGGGUACGAAUCCGAACGUGGCUACAUAGUUCGGGACGACCAGAAUCAUGGGACUCACACCAAAUCCUCGUACACGACUCAGGUUGAGGUCGGGCCAGGUCAGAGGUACAUCACCCACGUGUCCCGGAUCUCGUCCAGUUCCCGGGUGGAGCCGGGUUACACGGCAAUAAGCCGUCGUGUCGGUCGCAGCGACGAGGAUGACGCUUCGAAGAAGAGCGCACCACAGUCGCAGUCUUCGGUUGAACCUAUUUUUGGUGCUAAGACUAUCAUCAGUGUGAGGAAAUCCCUGUCAAGUAAGGGACCAGAAGUCAACCGGUAGUGAUGCUGAUAGAUCUUUCACUGUGUUGUUCAAGAACUUGGCAUCUCAAGUAUAUGAAUACUUUUUUGUUCCAAAAGCAAUUGACGAAAAGCCAUUUAAAAAUAUUUUUGGGUCACUGGUAUUUGGAAAGUAUUCAAUUACUUGAGUGAAAGUUUUCGUACAGCAAUGCCAACUUUCUUCUGUAUUCUCAUGAGCGUCUCAUGAGUGUGUGCAUCUGGUGGGCUCGAAUAGUGUAAGAGUGAGCGUAGGAGUUCCUCAUUUCUUGGAAUGAUGUCUUUCUGCAGUGACUAUGUACUUCAGUGGGAGAACCUGCGUUGCAAGUUCUGCUCUGAACAAUGACGAUGUUUUUACUGUAAAGGGGAUAUAAGUAUUUCUAUUAUUUGUA
Darwinula stevensoni is the source of this 1819-nucleotide messenger RNA. NCBI's taxonomy places the organism in Eukaryota, Metazoa, Arthropoda, Ostracoda, Podocopida, Darwinulidae. The record is from the annotation of a GenBank genome assembly.